This is a messenger RNA of Trichomonas vaginalis G3, 501 nucleotides long. RefSeq lists its product as uncharacterized. The record is from RefSeq and is a predicted model, not a curated record. The transcript has a single exon. Lineage: Eukaryota; Parabasalia; Trichomonadida; Trichomonadidae. The coding region runs from base 1 to 501 and encodes 166 amino acids.
AUGAAUGAACAACAAGAUAUGAUAACGCUUAGACCUACUCCUUGUCAAAGCUCAAAGAUGAGGAAUCCAUUAGGUGUAAGGAAUAACUACAGACCUAAAAUAUAUUCAGCUUCAUCAACAAAGAAACUCAAACCCAUAACACCUGCCGUUGGAGGUGGAAUGGCCGCCGCAUUUGUUGUUAUUAUCAUUGUAAUUAUAAUUCUUUAUAUUUGCAAACGAAAAAAGAAGCAAAAAAUUAAGGCAGAAGAAGAGGCAAAAGAAGGUAAAAACUCAGAACCAGAACAACGUGAUUAUUACUCAAAAGAUCCAAAUCCGAAUUCAUUCGUGAUAGAUGAAAAUAAUAAUAAUAACGGUUAUCCAAAUCAAUCAGAGUUACAAGACUUAAAUCAAGAUAACUAUAAUUACAACCAACCUGGGUAUCCUACCCCGUAUUACAAUGAUAAUGGGAAUAAUAAUAUUCCGAAUUAUCAACAAGAAAGCAGAAGCAACCCGUAUAAUUAA